This is a messenger RNA of Brassica napus (rape), 17272 nucleotides long. Its product is annotated as LRR receptor-like serine/threonine-protein kinase IOS1. Gene Ontology annotation, molecular function: ATP binding; protein kinase activity. Gene Ontology annotation, biological process: protein phosphorylation. The transcript is spliced from 16 exons. The record is from RefSeq and is a predicted model, not a curated record. The coding region runs from base 13097 to 15892 and encodes 931 amino acids. NCBI's taxonomy places the organism in Eukaryota, Viridiplantae, Streptophyta, Magnoliopsida, Brassicales, Brassicaceae.
AUAUAGGUGAUGAGGUUUUGGCCACAGAUUAAGGCGAGAGAGGAAGGAUGGUGAGACCGUGGAGAGAGGUGGAUGGGCGAAUUUUGAUUCUAGGAUUUCGCUCCAUCUCUUUUCUUAUCCGAGACUCUUUUUCUAAGAUCGUCGUUAGAUUUUCGUAGGUUGUCAUAUGUUGCCAAUUUUAAUUUUACGAAAGUUCUUCCGAAAAAUAAUAUCGAGUUUAAUUUUACGACAGUUAUUUCGCAAAAUUUUAUCGAUUUUAAUUUUUCGAAAGAUGUUUCGUAAAAUGUUGUCAAGCUUAAUUUUUACGAGAUUUGUUCCGUAAAGAGGUUUUCAAGUUUUGGCUAUACGAGAGCUGUGACAAGGUUAAUUAUUGCAACCAAACUUAGUCAGAAGUUUUUCUCUUAUCCGUGGGAUUGAUCCGUGGAAUUUUCGAGUAAUUUUUUCCAAAGUAAGACUUAGGUGACAAACAUCGACAACUCGCGGAAUUUGUUACUAUGGAAGUGAUACUUGAAUUCUUACGAAAUCUUAGGUUUCAGAAAACGUUUUAGCGGUGGGAAUACGAUCUCCUGUUUUGCUUUAUUUAGUCUUCGUCAGUCGUUUUAGGUUUCAAGUGAUUCUAUGGAAAUCAACUUCGUUUCUCUGAAUGUUAUUUGGAAGCAGUACAGCCGUGGGGGUUUCGUAACCGAUUGGUUGUGCUUUCCUUUUUCUACGAUUAAUCUAGGGUUUUUCUGAAAGAUAUUUGGAAGAAGUACAUCAGCGAGUUAAGUACCCAAUUUGUUGUGCUUCCCUUUUUUUCUCUGCGGCUAACCUAGGGUUUUUUUUUCCGCAAGAUGUUCGGAAGAAGUACAUCGGUGAGUUAUGUAUCAGAUUUGCUGUGUUUCCUUUUUCCGCGAUUAACCUAGGGUUUUUCUGCGGUUUUGGGGAGAGCAAGGUUUUCUUUUCCGAAAAGUUUUCGGAAAACAUGUUUUAGUAAAAACCCUCACACGUUAAGACUUCUUUAUUUUGGUAAUGAGCCAAACUUACGGAGUUUGAUAAAAUUUUAUCGUUUCCCUUUAUGUUUAGACAUAGAAAUCGCAAGCUCGUUUCAUUGCACUUCCUGUGGCGAAAAUUAGCGGCUAGGUUUUCAAUUUUCUCUAGAACUGUGGCGUUUGCGUAAGCGUUGGCCAUAUGCGUAAUGGCAGCUCGAGUUUUCUUACCAGCGUUGUUGCGAACUGCGAUUUUGUCUUUCGUAUUUCCAGACAUUGUUUUGAUCAAGCGUUUUGCGGAUAAGGAGACAUCCCGAAAAGAGCAUUAAAAUGGAAUUGAUGAUGCGAUAAUACAAGAAAUAUGGGAUUGGAGUAUGAGAUUGCAGUUAAUGGGAUUAUUCAGGGAGAUUGAUUUUGUUUACAUAAAUCAUAGAAGAUAUGGAGAAAAUAAGGAAAAUCUUGGGAGUCGUAGGAUGAGGAUUUGGGAUCAGUAUAAAAGGAAUAAGGCGUUUCACUAUGCUUGGAUCAUAUACUUCGAAACUUUUUCUUUUGCUCUAGACAAAGAUCAAAUUUUUGCUCUUAUUCGUUUGGCUAUGACGCAGAGUCAGAUUCUGAGCAAUGCGGGGGAGGUGAAGAACGGAGAAGAACUCGCAAACGUUUGAAGAUCUCGGUGCCCCAUUUCGAUAACUCAGCUAUCAUCAAGACCUUUUCCAAAACACUGACUGGAAGAUGUAUGAAUCCGGAGGAGCAGGAGAUGAAGGCUCUGAUUUCGAAUCUCUCGAAAAUAUGGAAAUUGGAAGAGAGGGUAGUUGGUUCAGAUUUGGGUUUUGGUAAGUUUCAGUUUGACUUCGAUAAGGAGGAGGACAUAGAGGGGGUUCUUAAGCUUCAAUCCUUUCAUUUUGAUUACUGGAUGUUUUCCUUGGCGCGCUGGCAACCUAAGAAGUCCUCGCUCUACCCGUCGGAGAUAACCUUUUGGGUUCGAGUUAUAGGAGUUCCGGUGGAGUUCAAAACAGUACCCACUUUUGAGAGCAUUGGUGAGGCGAUUGGAAGGGCGGUGGCUGUCGAUUUGGAUCAUUCUCGUGUUCAGGUGGUGGUCGAUGCUUUCAAAGAGAUUUGUUUCGAAACCAAAGUAGACUUCACAGGCGGGGAGUUCUAUGAUGGUGAUCAGGAAGUUCCGGUAUCGUUGCGUUACGAGAAGCUAUUUGGAUAUUGUCAAGUUUGCGGCAGUCUUUGUUAAAGACGAAGUAUGUCCCUUAGAUACGAAGAACACCGAGAAGAGUCCAGAGAAGAAACGGGAAGGAAGAGAUGAAAGUGGUGCGUGGUAUGAUGGAGGAAAGUAUGAUGAUCGUGCAAGAAGUUAUAAAGGUGUGGUCAUCAAUGGGAACGCGAAUCAACAGAAUAAAGAAAGAGAAGGUCGGGAGUUUUAUGGCAAGGGCAAGGGCAAAAUCGUGGAGGAAACAUAUUCUAAAUGGAUGAAGGUGUCAGAGAGGGGAAGUAAGAGAGCAUACAAUAACUGUGGAAAUUAUAGAGGAGAUGGGGAAGCUUCUCGUUAUAGACCUGCGUGGAGAGAGGAUACAAGGCUUGGCGCUCAGAGUGGACAAAUUAUACCCUCUUCAGGAUAAGGUAGAGAGCAACAGCUUCAACGAGAUGUUCGUGAGGAAGUUCGUGAGCUGGCCAAAGCUCAGGCUGAUGGAACAGAAGUAAUAUCGGAUCCUAUUGAUGCAGAUCAAUGGCUGGCAGCGGUCCAUGGUAUGCAGGAGGAUCAGGUAGAUUUAGACGAUGAGGAUGUAAUGGACAUGUAUGAGAUUAAGGCUCAUUUACUUGAGAAUGGGAUAUAUAUGGAUUUAGAGGAUUUCUAGAGAAGCUAUGAGAGGAAGAAAUUGAGGAAGUGGUCAAAGGACAGGAAGAGGAGAGUAUUGUCCAAGAGAAAGAAGAAAUGGUAGCUGUGGAAGAAGAGCAAGGUCCGCCUGGAGGAGAUGUGGUGAAGAAGCAAGGUUUACGCAAGAGGCUAUUCAAGCCUACAAUAAGCACUGCGGGAAGCACUAAAAUGUGAGUGUUCAAUGCGCUUGCUUCACCACGUAAGCAAGAUGCAGCAAAGACAGGAGCACGACAGGGAGAUAACAGUAAGCAAACGGAGAGUAAGGGUACAUCAAACCCGAAACUUGGGCAUUAGAGGAUCUGAUUCAUGGAUAGAGUCUUCCUUCAAGAAUUUUCAAGCAGGCAGGGUCUGUCUUAUGAUUUAGUUUGCUUUCCGGUUUUAAUAAGCUUUAUGAACACUUGCACCUUAUUUGUUUCUAAGAGUAGUAUGAGUCUGGUUUUAUCUGCGUUUUUAUUGUUGCUGUUAAUGGCUUUCCUUGAGGUAAAGCAAUGGAAUAAUAAAACAGUCUUGCGUUAUUGGUAUUUUCGGCUAUUCAUGGUAACGUGCAUUUGUAAUCGACUUGAUCAUCAUAUAUGUGGAUAUAGGAAUAUGAUGUGGGAUAAUGGUAUAAUUGGUAUGGAAUGGAAUCAGAGAUAUAGUGGUCUUGUGGUAAGAAGGAGCCGUAUGUUAAGUUCGUUAGGUCUCAAGAAUGUUCUUGUCUAGUGGUGGCAAAUGCAAUUAGGGGUUCUUGGUUUUGUUAUUUCGGAAACUGUGAUCAAUGACUGCCCCAUUAACCAGUUGUUAUUUUUCUAUCAUUAUAUUGUUGGCACGAAGUGGAAUGUGUUAGUUUUGGUAUGUUGUCAUCUUGGUAGAGUAAGACCUAUUUUGCUUAUAUUCGCUCAAUGCUCGGAGAGAUUUUGGUUUACUGGAUAUGGCUUUGCAGGUUUCUUUUUUAGGGAUAUCUUGGGGAGUAUGGACUAUCCUCUUAUAUGUGCAACGGUGUGGGAGCGUUGUUUGUCUUUGGUAUCAUCAAACCAUGAUCAGAUACAAUCUGGAUGGAGAGGAUCAAAUUAUGAUACCCGUGAGAUGAGAGAUGACAGUUUUUCUCAAAGCAAGGAGAUAGUGGGAAUUGGUGUUUUGGUGAAACAAGCUGGUUUGAUGUAGCUAUUAACUGUGACGAUAGAGUUGUAUCUUUAUUUAUGGUAUAUAAUGUUUGGCUUUUGCUGUUUAUGAGAUUGUCGAUUUCCUUUAAAUUAUGGAAGCGGUUUUCAUUGAUCUGGAGGCUAAGUGAUACAAAUCGGAUAGUACCAUUAGAAUCAUUUUGGAUUUUUAUGAGAUGGUUCAGGUCACAAAGAAAGGAAAAUAGUCGGACUCUGGAAAUAAGGUAUCAUUACACCCGUCGACUUGGCUCUCCGGAGCAAAUAAAGAACAAUUGUUUUUACUGAAGUUGGAAUUGCCGAAGAAUGGGAAGUAAGUGGACUAUAAGCUAUUUGAGCGAGAUAAGGCAUAAACAUAAACCGGAUUUUUUUAUUUUUUGCAGAAACAAAGCAAGAUUCAGAGUUUGUCCAAAACUUUCAAGCUCACUUUGGAUUUGAUAAUCUGUUCAUAGUAGACCUAGUGGGAAGAAGUGGGGGAUUAGCGUUUUUCUAUAAUAAUGAGUAUCAGGUUAAGGUAUUAUAUUCUAGCAACUGAAUGAUUGAUGUGGAAGCGGAGGCUCUGGGCAAAACGGCUUAUCUUACUUUUGUGUAUGGGGAUCCAGUUCAAAAAAUGCGGGAACAAGUGUGGGAACGGUUAACUAGAUAUGGACUGUCGCGAUUCGAACCCUGGUUCAUUAUUGGUGAUCUCAAUGAGAUUACUGGAAAUCAUGAAAAAGAUGGAGGAUCUAUGAGGGGUGCAGAUUCUUUUAUUCCUUUUAAUAACAUGAUAAGAAAUAGUGGUUGAUUAGAAUUUCCGGCUAGGGGAAACAAAAUGUCAUGGCAAGGGAGAAGAGGAAAAGGGAAAGGGGCAGUGAUGGUUAGAUGUCGUUUAGACCGUCCUUUAGCAAAUGAAGAGUGGCAUACUCUAUUUUCAUGUUCUUUUACAGAAUAUCUUGGGAUGGUGGCUUCUGAUCAUCGGCCAGUGUUGGCUUAUCUAGAAGAUAAAGUUCCCAGGAGGAAAGGACAAUUUCGGUUCGAUAAGAGGUGGAUUGGACAAGCGGGUCUUCUGGAAUCAAUUACAAUGGGUUGGAUAGACUAUAACAAAGGAAAAGUAGAAGGGGGAGCAGAGAGUAUAGUGGCAAAAAUUAGUAAUUGUCGUCAUGAAAUUGCUAAAUGGGGUAAAAAUAAUCCACCUUAUGGAAAAGAAAAAAUAAAUGUGUUACAACAAGCACUUGAAGAGGUACAAACAGAUAAUACCAGGUCUCAAGAGGAUAUUUUGGAGGUGUUUAGAAAAUUACAAGAUGCAUAUAAGGAUGAAAAAGAUUACUGGCACCAGAAAAGCAGGAACAUGUGGUAUUCAUCUAGGGAUCUUAACACAAAAUUUUAUCACGCUUUAACUAAGCAACGGCGGGUUCGUAACAGAAUUGUUGGACUACAUGAUGCUGAUGAUAAUUAGAUUACAGAGGAUAAUGGUGUGGAAAAGGUGGCAAUAGAUUAUUUCGAAGAUGUAUUUAGUACCACCUCCCCAUUGGAAUUCGAUAGUUUCUUGACAGAGGUUACACCGGGUAUCACUCCUCAGAUGAAUCAACGUUUGUUGAGGCUAGCGACAGAGGAGGAGGUUAAAGAAGCUUUGUUUAUGAUGCACCCAGAAAAGGCGCUAGGACUGGACGUCAUAACAGCUCUAUUUUUCCAACACUCUGGGUAUAUUAUUAAGAAUUAUUUGGUAGGAAUGGUGAAUAAUUUCUUGGUUUUGGGAGAAAUGGAUGCACGAUUAAAUAUUACUAAUAUUUGUAUGAUCCCAAAAACUGAGAGACCUACAAGGAUGACGGAAUUGAGGCCAAUCAGUCUCUGUAAUGUAGGAUAUAAAAUUAUUUCAAAGGUUUUGUGUCAGCGAUUGAAAAUCUAUCUUCCCUUACUCUUAUCCGAAACUCAAUCGGAAUUCGUGGCAGGUAGGUUGAUUUCUGAUAAUAUUCUUAUCGCCCAGGAAAUGUUCCACGGAUUGCGGACCAAUAAAGCAUGUCUAGGAAAUUAUAUGACAAUUAAAAUGCGUAUGUAGAGUGGAAUGGGAGUUUAUUAAGGCCUUAUUGCAGAAAAUGGGUUUUGACCUUCAUUGGAUUAAAUUGAUGAUCGAAUGUAUUACAUCGGUUCAAUAUCGGGUUCUCAUAAAUGGACAACCACCUGGCCUCAUUGUUCCACAUAAGAGCUUACGUCAAGGAGAUCCUUUAUCGCCUUAUUUAUUUAUUCUAUGCACUGAGGUUUUAAUUGCAAAUAUAAAAAAAGGCAGAAAGAGGGCAAUAACUUACGGGAAUGAAGGUAGCUAGAGCUUGCCCAUCGAUAUCUCAUUUGCUUUUUGCGGAUGAUAGUCUCUUCUUUUGUAAAGCUCAAAAAGAAGAGUGUCAAACCAUUCUUAAGAUUUUAAAGGAAUAUGAGGCAGUUUCAGGGCAUCUAAUAAAUUUUGAUAAGUCUUUCAUUCAAUUUGGACUUAGGAUUGAAGAAUCCGUCAGACAUGAAUUAAGGGAUAUUUUGAAAAUUCAAAAUCUUGGAGGAAUGGGAUCCUACCUUGGUUUACCAGAAAAUCUGGGGGGAUCAAAGAUCCAAGUUUUUAGCUUUGUACAUUAUCGUUUAAAUAAUUGAGUCAAUGGGUGAACUUUCAAGUUUUUCACAAAAGGAAGAAAGGAAGUGAUCAUUAAAUCAGUGGUUACGGCAUUACCAAAUCAUACGAUGUCCUGCUAUCGUUUACCUAAGGCAACUGUGAAAAAACUGACAAGCGCAGUAUCACAAUUCUGGUGGAGUCCAGGGAGAAGUACAAGAGGCAUGCACUGUAAAUCAUGGGACAAAGUAUGUGUAGAUAAGGAUGAAGGAGGUUUGGGCUUUAAAGACAUCAUUGAUUUCAACACAGUGAUGCUUGGUAAGUAGUUAUGGCGUCUAAUAGAGAGGUCAAAUACUUUAUUCUCUCGAGUUUUCAAAGGGCGGUAUUACAGGUAUGCCGCACCUUUGGAACCGAUUCGUUUAUAUUCUCCGUCAUAUGGCUGGCGGAGUUUUGUCUCUGCUAGAUCUCUGGUAAGCAAAGGACUAAUCAAACAGGUGGGAUCAGAUUCUUCUAUAUAUGUAUGGAAUGAUCUAUGGCUCCCAACCACUCGCCCGAGACCAGCUAAUAAAACCAACACAAUUUAUACCCGGACAUUACAGUGAAGUCUCUCAUUUACUCUACCUCAUGCACUUGGAAUUCACAUGCAAUUUGGGCUUUGGUGGAUCCACAGGAUGCAAAACUUAUAGAAAGUAUACCACUGAACAGGGUCUCAGAGGGUAGAUAGAGAUGGAUGGCACUUCACAAAAAAUGGAAAAUAUACAGUCAAAUCAAUUUAUCAGGUAGAAUGGAUCUAUCCAGAUAGGGAAAGACCACCAUUACUGAUUGGCCCCACAGUUGAUGUUCUGAAGGCUUUCUGUUGGAAAAUACGGUGUCCACCAAAGUUUAAACAUUUCCUAUGACAAUUAGUGACAUGGUGUAUAGCAGUAAAGAAGAAUUUACAAGCGAGGGGGAUGAAAGGAGAUAUUUGUUGUGUAAGAUGUGGAGCCAACGAGGUAUCGAUAAACCAUGUGUUUUUUGAAUGCCCUCCAGCAAUUCAUGUUUGGGCUCUCUCGAAGAUACCAUCAAAUCCAGAUAUUUUUCCAACAAGUUCUCUUUUCACAAACAUGGAUCAUCUUUUAUGAAGAGUUUUCCCGAAGAUGGAAAAUCAUCAGUUUGCAUGGAUACUAUGGUACAUCUGGAAAGCUAGGAAUAAUAAAGUUUUCAGUAAUCUGGAUAUGGAUCCUAUGGAUACGUUUAAAUUGGCAAAAACUGAAUCAACACUGUGGGCUGAGGCACAAAUAUUGAAUGAACAGAGGACAAUACCACAAAUAGUGGAUACGAUCCUACCGUCAAUUCCAGGAAGAUGGUGUUUUACAGAUGGCUCAUGAAAAGAGGGUGAUACCUUUUCAGGACAAGGUUGGUUCAUCACCUUAGAAGGAUUUGAUGGAUUGUUGGGGGCGAGGAAUGUUAGGGUUAGUCUCUCUCCCCUUCAUGCGGAGAUGUAAGCGCUACCCUGGGCAAUGGAAUGUAUGAGAAAUUUACGUUAAUUUCAGGUUACGUUUGCAACGGAUUGUUCUCAAUUGGUGAAGAUGGUUUCAGAACCAGAAGAAUGACCAGUUUUUGCAAAUUAUUUAGAAGAUGUCAAGAUCCUGAAAGAGAGUUUCACCCGAUCAGCGAUUAUCUAUGUACCAAGGACGCAAAAUUCAAUGGCGGAUAGACUAGUACGCAGUGUUAAGAUGCAAUCGUCUUUUGUCGUUCACAUGGAUGCAGAUCACCCGGUUUGGUUUACAAAGUCAGUACGAGUCUGUAUACGUUGAUGACAAAAAAAAAUAAUAUAUAUAUAUAUAUAUAGGUACUCCCGUAAAAAAAUUGUUUUUUGAAAACCCUUUAAAUUUUAAUGAUGGUAUGUUUUUUUCUAAAUAUAUUUUUUUUCUUAACUCACAUUUCAUAGUUUAUUACUUAUGAGAUAUUGGAUCUAAACUCUAAAAUAACAAGCUUAACAUAAUCAAAAAGAAAAAUUAACUGGAAAUGCACAUAGUAUAUGUUAAUAUUCAUAAAUAUUUUUUAAACUUGUUCUUUAUGAACAUAUAUUAUACCGAUCUGAAUCCUCAUUAUUACAAAAUUAAGAAAUCACUACAAUCAACUAGGCUUCAUAUUCUAGUCUACUUAUUUAUUUUUAUUAAAUAUUAUUUUAAUAAUUUCUCAUUCAGCAUAUAAUCUGAUUAUUAAGGACAUUUAUAAACGCAGCGACAUUUUUCCUAUUUUUUGGCCCAAUACAAGUACCAACUCCGUUGACAUUUUUUCUCUUGCACAAAUAGACACAACUUGAACCGGAACAUGUAGCACUAUGUGAAACAUAACCUCCAGGAAUCGUAUGUUCCUUGGUAUUUAGAAUUUCAGUACAAUUUUUGUUUACAUAUGUUUCAUUCGCCAUUAAACCUGAUAGAAUAUAACGAAGACAUAAAAAUAUUAGUUUAUAUAUAUUGAACAAAAUAAAGUGUAGGAGUAUUAUAUAUUUAUAAAUAUAUGAUAGGUUGGAUCAGUGAAUAAAAGCAUAACAAGACUUUAAGAGGUAAGUGGUUACAUAAUAGUUCAACCAGAAAGCAAGAAGAAGUAAUAAGAUAAAGUGGUUAAAAAAACUAAGAAAAUCAUUUUAAUUGUAGCUUUUGAUAUUUUUUUGUGUUUGGUAACAAUGAAAAUUGUACAACUUACUGAAACAGUAAAAAGUUACUAAUCAAAACAAAUAUAAUGGUUAGAAUAACUAAAAAUAUCUAUUUUGUGAAAUAUAUUACAUAUAUAUAUAUAUAUAUAUAUAUUGGUUCAGUUAUAUAAUAUUAUAUUUCAAAGCUGCUUUUAAUUAACAAAAAUAAAUUAUAGUCGAAGAAAAUUAACUACUUUAAAUUUUAAAUAAAAAUACACUUAUAAUUUUUACAUUGUCCUAUCAUUUUUACUAGAAUAACGAGGAUCAAUGUAAUAAUAGAGUUUGCUUUCUCUUAGUAGAUUCAAUAAGUAAACCAAAACGAAAACAUUAAACUAUGAAAAGAUUUGUAAGCCUAUUUUUUAUGUUAGUGUCCUUAUGUCACUAUCCAGGUUUGAAUUUAACGUUAAAUUGUGAUGAUUUUUUUUGGUCUAAAAACUGUGACGAUUUGUAUAAAUAUUACUGUCAAAAUGCAUAGUUUGCGUAAAAUUAAAUAUUCAAACCUAUUGCAAUGAUGUAGAAGGUAGCUAUAAUGGGACUCGCGAUUUGAAAGAGUUUCUUCAUCUCAAGUGCUUUGACCAAAUUGAUAAUGAUUUUUGGGGCUAGAAAAAACUAUUAUAUUAAGAAAACUUAAACGUAUAUCAUCUUUUAUACAUCUAAUUUAAUUUAUAUACCUCCUUAAAUUUUGGUUUGACAGAUGUCGCUCACCAUUGAUUUCUGGUUUUUCUAAUAUUUGUUUUAAAAAAAAAAUUACAACUACUUUUUUGGUUUUUUUCAACCCCACAAUUAAAGUAAAAUAUAAUUUUUCAUUGGUGACUUAGUUUAGAGGAUAAUAGGUUUUUUUUAAAAUAUGAAUCUCACUAUUUAAAAUAUGUGGAAACAAAAUAAAAUAAAAAAACACGAAACCUAUCUCGGGACAAGGAGAACUCAUCCACCAAACCUAUCUCGAGAACAUCUACUCACCCACAUAAAAUCCUAAGGAGCUUAGAGCACUUAGAUUGGUUUUGAUAUUCAAAAGGUUCUCAACCAAUCAAAAUUAAUAUUUAUAACAUAUUUUAAUGUAAUUAAAUCUAGUUUUUGAAAAUAAUUGAACCAAAACCACGUGAUGGUGGUCUACUAACAGCCGACUUGGGUUGCUAAGCAAUCUGAUUCGAAGGUACUCCACUAUAUUCCAUCAUGUGAUCACGUGGUAUGGGCCUAUUGCUAACAAACCAUUUGAAUACCCGUAAAGAGCCUAUCCGUAGAUUUUACCUUUAUUUGGGGAUUAAUCUAAACCCUUUCAUAUGUUUACGAUACUCACAGUUUAAACAAAAAUCUAUGUAUAAUAGAAAACCUAAUUUUUAUUUUUUUACUAACAUCAUCAUUUUUAUAGGAAAAAAAAUGAUAAUCCAACAGAUACGAUCUUUUUUAUAUAUAAACAUGACAUCAUCAAAAUAUUUUACCAAUGAACGUUUCUUUUUGGAUACACCCUUUCAAUGCAUCUGUAACUUUUUACUAAUCAUUGCAAUUGUGUGUUAACAAUCACAACUCUUCACUAACCAAUGUAAAGUUAGCGAAGUUACCAAAAUAUGCAAAAGUAAUGUUACAGAAAGGCUGCAAGCAUAAUUUCACUGAGAGAGUAUAAGUUGAUAAAAUCAUUGUAUGGGCUUAAGCAAGAACAUAAGAAGUGACAUCACAGAUUUGAUGAGGUUGCCUUAUCAAGUGAUUUCAAGUUAACUAGUAUGCCAUGUGUUUAUGUAGAAAAUUGACGAGUCCAUUAAUGAAAUAUCGUUUGUUUGUAUGUUGAUGACAUGUUUAUCUUUGAUACUGACUUCAUAAAAGUAAAGCUUACAAAAACAUAUUAUUGUCAUCAAGUUUUGCAAUGAAAGACAUAAGGGAGGUGGAUGUGAUUCUUGAAAUUUAAAUCACAUGCAUGCAAAAGCCCAGUUGCGACACCUUGACAUUAAAUAUUGUGUUGUAUGUGAGUUGAUCAUUCACCGGGUGAUUACCAUAAAGUUUGUUUGGUCUGAAUGUAAUGUACCAGAUCAGUUGACGAAAUGAGUUAGAAGGUUGGUAGCUAAGUGUGUUAAAUAAAUUAGUUCAAAAAAUCCAUUUAAAUUUUUAAUUGUGGAAUACCCAAUUUCCUUCUAAUACAACAUUAGAGGCUGAAUUCAAUGUGGAAACCAUAUAUGAAGCAUACGUUUAUAUCAUCCCAAGGUACGUGUUUGGACAUGUAUGUUGAAAUGUUAUUCUUAAUAGAUACCAUGAAAAAUUGCAUUUGCAUGAUUAAAAGUAUUUACAAAUAUGAGUGUGAAGUGAUGAUGCUUCAAUAAGUUGGGACUUGGCUUUGUAUACAUUCAUGAAUGGAUAAUACACAUGACUUAUAAUAGUGUCGAGUAAACACUUAGCGUAGUGUGGAAAUACGUGUGUAUUAUCUUCAUGUGUCCAAAAUGACUUAUAAUAGUAUCGAGUAAACAAGUAUUAGAAUAUUGUUUCAAAAAAAAUCUUAGAAAUUUUUAUUUAUGCACGAGUUUAAUAUAUGUAUUAAUUGUUUAUUGAAUAUGUGAUUCCAGUUAAAUAAGAAAAAGAUUGUUGGAAAUUUAAGUAAAUUCUUGCAACCGCUUGAGUUAAGCAUUGCAAUUUUUUAGAUUAAGAUCAAUUGCAAUUUUUUGUGCUUGUAACUAUUAGUCAUAAAAUGUUACAAUUUUUGGUGAUAAACCAUUGCAAAUGUGGAUGUUUUGAGCCAUUAUGAUUAACAUUGUGACCUUUUGGUUAACUGUUCCAGCUGUUGGUGUUAAGAAUUGUAAUUCUUGGUGAUAAUAAUUGUAACUCUAACCACUAUAAUUGUUAAUACUAAUCAUUGCAACCCUUUAUAAUUUAUUUAAAAAGUUGUGGGUUUUGGUAAAUCAUAACUUAAUAACAAUAAGAAAUCAGAAACUAUCGGUUAGAUAAAUAGAAUGUUCAUCAUUCAAAGAUAAUCAAAUAUUUUUGAAGAAACACAUAUACACUAAAACUCUAUUUGUUAAUAUUCUAUCCUACCUUACAAAAAAAAAGAGAUUUUGAUUGUUUUAUCAUACAAAAUGAUACGUGUAAACCGAAAGCUUCGAGUAUAGUCGAAAUGCUCUUGAACAAAAAUAAACUCGAUGUGAUUCAGUCAUUAUCCACAAUUUAAAUAUAUAAUUAGUAUUUUUAAAUUGCAUUUAAAAUGAAUAUCACUCCCCCUGCAAACCGCAGGGUCCAAAUCCUAGUGUUAAUAAUAACUGUACCACCAAUAAAGAAAUAACGGGUGUUAUAAGUUUCCCAUUAAGACCUCAUGUUAAAUGAGAACCCCUUCUCCAUACUCUUUUUAUACUUUUUUAAUUUUUUAUUUUUUUUUUUGUGUGAAAAUUCCAUAGAUAAAUCAUCAACAGAGAUGCUUUAAGAAGUCCAUGCACUUUUCUAUAUGGUUGGAAGGAUAGAAACUCCUGCAGGCUUGAAGACUACUCCAACGGUUAUCUUCAAACAAAUGAUGAUUCACCCAUCUUUUUUUUAAAGGUUAUCUUGAAUGAUUUUUGGCCCUAGAUUGUUACUUGAAAAUGUAAUUGCAUUCUAACCAAACACAGUGAAAAAUAACAACAACAAAAAAAACCUCACGUGGUCGGAUAAAUUAUGUACACCUCACUUGUUUUUACUAGGCCCUGUUUAGGUUUUAAAAACAUGUCUUAGACCACUUGUAAUGUUGUACAGGAUAGUCUACAUUCAUAAACAAAACACGAAAGUAGACAAAUAAUUAGAUCAGAAUUGAUCACUAAAUUUGACUCUGAGGUCGCAAUAAUAACCGUAAUAUAAACCAAAUCUGUGUUCAUUUCUAUUCAUCCGCUUUUUUCCUUUUCUUAGAAUUGUCAAAGAAUUAUGAGAAUGAUGGGGUUUUCCAUGUAUCUUUUUGUUCUUCUUGUCUUAGGUUUUGGUCUUGCACAAAAUCCGUCAGGAUUCACCAGUUUAACUUGUGGUGCUCCGAUGGGAACUAGCUUCCUAGAAAAAGCAACAAAUAUAACAUACAGCUCUGAUGCGCCUUACAUCGAUACCGGCAUUGGCAGGAGCAUCAAAUCAUCGUACCAGAGCAAAUCAGAGCAACAAACAUGGUACCUCCGGAGUUUUCCACAGAGCUCUAGAAGCUGCUAUACCUUCAACCUGACCACAGGCGAUAAGUAUCUGAUCAGGGCCAUUUUCUUCCAUGGUGGUUAUGACACAAGACCCUCUACUAAGUUCGAUCUCCACCUCGGGCCUAACAAAUGGGCGACAGUUUCAACCGCCGAGGAGACCAAAUCUGAAACCUUUGAAAUCAUACACAUAUUGGCCACUAGCAGGUUACAAGUCUGUCUCGUCAAAACAGAGGAUUCAACGCCAUUCAUCUCCGCUAUAGAGCUGCGUAAACUCACCAGCAAAGCGUACGCGAACGAGUCGGGGUCCUUGCAGACUUUCUUGAGAGCAGACAUUGGCUCCUUCUCUAAACAAUCUUUAAGGUACGGAUCUGGUGUCUAUGGAGCAGAUGUCUUUGAUCGUAUUUGGCUGCCAUACAACUCCGAAAACUGGUCACAGAUUAGAACCGAUAAUAGUGUAGACAACGAUAAUGGAUUUAAGGUGCCAGAAAAUGUUAUGGCCACGGCCUCUGUUCCAACAGACCCCGACGCUCAUAUGAACAUUUCGCUAACCGGUUUGCACCAGACAUCACGGUUCUACGUCUGCCUACACUUCUCAGAGAUCCAAGAGCUCGGUCCCAAUGACACCAGAGAGUUUAAGGUGAUGUACAACGGAAGGCUCAUCAUAGAUCCCUUUAAGCCAAUAAGUUUCUAUACUAGUUCCUUUAUCGGAGAUGAACUCGGUCCGAACGCAAAUGGACAGUGCACAUUUUCGCUUCAAAAAACUGCGAGUUCCACACUGCCUCCUCUGCUCAACGCCAUGGAGGUUUACAUGGUGAACUCGUUAUCGCAGAAUGAAACCGAUACAAAAGAAGUUGAUACGAUGAUAAACAUCAAGUUGAGUUGCGGCAUCAGUAAGGUUGACUGGCAAGGAGAUCCAUGCGUACCGCGGGAUUACAUGUGGUCUGGUGUUAACUGCAGUUACAUUGACAGUGAGCAACCAAAGAUCAUUUCAUUGAACUUGACUACCCAUGGCUUAACCGGGGAGAUACAGGAAUCCAUAUCAAACCUAAGUACUUUACAAGUUCUUGAUUUUUCUAACAACAGCCUGAUUGGUCCGGUCCAGGAAUUCCUAGCUCAUAUGACAAGUUUAAAAGUCAUAAAUCUGUCAAGCAAUUUGCUAUAUGGUUCAAUUCCUACUAGUCUCCUAGAUAAAGUGCAAAGAGGAUUGGUUUCACUGAGCAUCGAAGGAAAUCCUGGAAUAUGUUCCUCUGCUUCAUGCGCAACCACAAACAAGAAGAAGACGAAGACGAAAACCAUGGUUAUUGCAUCAGUUGCUGCAUCAAUAUUUUUGAUCUUAGUCAUUUUUUUAGUUAUCCUCAAGAGGAGAGCCAAGCUUGGUCGUUAUCCCAAUUCAGAUGAUGAUGAUAAUAAUCUUCAGCAGUGCAACAAUCAAAGUAGCUUCUCAGAAAUGGCAAACAACAUGUUCACGUAUGAAGACUUGGCGCAAGCGACCGAUAACUUCUCCAAUGUCAACCUCAUUGGCCAAGGCGGGUUUGGUUAUGUUCAUAAAGGAGUUCUUCCCGAUGGAACGGAGGUUGCGAUUAAGCAGCUUAAAGCUGGAAGCAGACAAGGGGAACGGGAGUUUCGGGCAGAGAUAGAGAUUAUAAGUAGAGUCCAUCACAGGCAUCUUGUGUCCCUCCUUGGUUACUGUGUAACCGGAACUCAAAGAUUGCUUGUCUAUGAGUUUUUGCCCAAUAAAACACUGGAGUUUCAUUUGCAUGAAAAAAGGAGACCAUUUGAUUGGUCAAAGAGGAUGAAGAUUGCUUCAGGAGCAGCUAGAGGAUUGGCAUACUUACAUGAAGAUUGUAACCCUAAAACUAUACACCGUGAUGUAAAGGCUGCUAAUGUUCUUAUCGAUGAUAGCUACGAGGCAAAGUUAGCGGAUUUUGGACUCGCCAAGUGUUGUUUAGACAAUGAUACUCAUGUUUCUACUCGGAUCAUGGGAACAUGCGGAUACUUAGCCCCUGAAUAUGCAUCUUCUGGGAUAUUCAGCGACAAAUCAGACGUCUUCUCAUUCGGAGUUAUGCUUCUGGAACUGAUAACUGGACGCAGGCCUGUUGGUAAAUCACAUCCGUUUGCCAAUGAAGAAAACAUCGUUGAUUGGGCAAAGCCUCUUAUGUUACAAGCCUUAAACACUGGAAACUACCAUGGUCUUGUUGACCCGAGACUGGAGAAAGAUUUUGAUAUUAGCGAAAUCAAGAGAAUGGUUCUCUGCGCUGAUGCUUGUGUCCAACAUUCAGCAAAGCACCGACCAAAAAUGAGCCAGAUAGUUCGAGCAUUUGACAAGAGCAUAUCUCUAGAUGACCUAAUCCAAGGGGUUGCUCUAGGAGACACCACUAGUUACAACUUAGACGGGAGCUCAGAUUAUACCUCAAUGGAGUACAAAGAAGACGUGAAGAAAUUCAAGAGAUUGGUACUUGAAAGCCAGACAUUUGGUAGCAGCGAUUUGACCAGUGACAAUGGUCAGAGCUCAUCAGGCUCCUUCUGCAUCAAAUCUGAGACGUAGGAGACCCAAAUAAUUGAAAUAUAUACACAUUUUUAUCCAAGCCACGUGAAUGGAAACUGACCAAUAAUGUUUUAUACGUAUAUUUUUAUUCCGACGAUGUCAAGAAUGCCUUUGCAAGGUGUUCUCAUUUGUUAUAUCGAGAGUUUUAUCAAUAUUUUUCUUGCAAAACCAUUUAGAUUAAAGAAUUUACAAUAGAUAUAUAUCACAAAAAUGUUUGAGAAAUUGUGUUCUCUGUACAAGAAUAAUUGCAUAAUUUGCACAAAUAAAAAAGUCAUUAUUUUUUACUGUAUAUUUUUAAUUAAUAUCAAUAUACUACUAUUGUAUUAUUAGAAACAAAUACUCUAAAUGUAUAUUGGCGAUAGAAUUAAUGCUCUUUGUCUCUCUUUUCUCUUCUUCUGGACAAUCUCUCUUCUUUCUUUUUGUUUCUGUUUUUUUUUUUUUUUUUUUUUUUGCUUCUAUAAAAAUUGUAAUUCUUAUGUUAAUUUCACUUAACAAACUUUAACUUUGGUUUUGAUCGGUGACAUCCGCUGCUAAAAAUAACUCCACAUCUUCUUAUACGAGCAAGAAUCGCAGCAUCACUGCACAAUCACGCCGUCCCUCUCCGUGGAGUCAGACCGUCCGCGGCGAAUAAAAGCCUACGUCCGCUGUAGACGAGAAAUCAGAGGAAUCUAAUGGUUAUUACACAUCGGUCAAUGCAAGGAAGAAACCAGUUUGGAAAAGGAGAGAUAAUUGGGCUUAUGAGCCUAUCAUGGUAGCUCCCGUGUGGCAUGUUCUUUCUUAGACCACCAAAGCUCUUUCCAACAAGUCUUCCUACGAUUCUUUAGAAAGCCUCUGCGUUCUGUCAAUUUUUUUUUUUUUAAUUAAUAAUUGAUAUCACUUAAAUUACUUUAAGGAGUGAUUUAUACUCUCUCAAAUAAGAUGUCGAGUUGUAGUACUUAGGGAUCGAAUUCACAGGGAGCUAGGAAACCAAAUAAAUCUAAUCAGUUUGAUUAAGCUAGGCUAAUGUUUAUAAAGCAGUAAAUAAUUAAUGCAAAGCAAUAGAUAAAUCAUUAAACAAGUUGAACAAGAAAAUUAUUCAGCUUGGCAAAGAGUUGUUUGAUGGAAGGAUGGUUGCUAGAUUUAGGGUUUCUAUUCAGGAGAUCAGGAUAAUAAUCUUACAGAUACCUAAUGUGUUGCAUGCAUGAUAAUGUAAAGCUCAACUAUUUGAUCAACAAGCCAAUCAGCUCUCGCAUGUAUUGAAUUGUCGUAUUUUGAUCAAUAGAACGUGUAGAUCGAUAAUCCUAUAGGAAUAUCGAUCGAUACACCUUUUGCUCCGUCGAUCGAUUAUUCAACUGUGAUAUCGAUCGACGCGCUCUAGUCAAGCUUUAUGCGCGGGCUGAA